Messenger RNA from Mesorhabditis spiculigera, 1110 nucleotides. Lineage: Eukaryota; Metazoa; Nematoda; Chromadorea; Rhabditida; Rhabditidae. The record is from the annotation of a GenBank genome assembly.
AUGGAUGACGCGGUGAACUCGACGGCCAAUGAUACGAUGCAAUGCACGCAGGAGCUGCAGAUGGAUGAUAUUUAUAAAUACGGUUUAAUAUUUGCAUACGGUGUGGUUGGUAUUCUGUCGCUGGUCGGAAAUUUGGUGGUCGUCCUGAUUGUGAUUUGCCGACGUGAGAUGAGGACAGCAACUAACAUUUUUAUUUCGAGUGUGAGCGUGGCAGAUUUGGUAAUAACCCUGUUCUCACUGUGGGCCAGCCCGUUAGCCUACUAUUAUCGACACUGGUACUUUGGCGAAGCCAUGUGUUACCUGGUCUACAUGGUUCAGGGCGCUUCAUUAAUGUGGGCACCGCUGGCGUUGGCGGCAAUUGCGGUCGAUCGAUAUUUGUUGGUGGCCAAUCCGUUCAGGCAACAAUUGACACCAUGCAGUUGUCUCAUGGUGAUAGUAGCCAUAUGGGCUGGUGGAUUUAUGGUGUUAUCACCUAUCUUCACUCACCUACGGUAUUAUGAUUGGGGUCCGUGUCAUAAAUACUGCAUCGAACAAUGGGAUCCCCAAUUCAACCGCCUUUAUUAUGGCGUUUUUGUACUAUUCAUCCGAUCUUUCCUGCCACUCACCGUAAUAUCCUGGUGUCACUAUCGAAUUGCUUCCAUCCUCUCUUCACAAAACUCCAAGCUACAAAAACAUCGCUCCACAACCACAAUUGGGGCAUCUUUGGACAUCCGGCGGAAACAACGGCUGCAAAAGUUGCUACUAUCUAUGGUAUUGAUUUUUGCUGUAUCGUCACUACCUAUGGAUAUAUUUAACGUAUAUCAAGAUGUGGAAUUAAACUUUAAGUUUAAUCUAUAUCCGCAACGAAUAAUCGACGUGUUGUAUUAUUUUUCGCACUGGUUGGCAAUGACGGGGACGCUGUUGAAUCCGUUGAUCUACGCUUGGUGGAAUGAUAAUUUCCGGCGUCAGAUUAAGCUUAUAUUCCAAGAAAUUCGGGGUGUGCGCCAACCUCCAUUCCACUCCUCGUUACACGAAAAAUCUAGAACUGAGAAGAAUCAUGACAGGGUUACUGAGCAACAGAUUGUCCUGCACUGUGCUGAUGGCGAAGACGAGUCUAAUGAUAUACAAAUC